This is a messenger RNA of Prunus dulcis (almond), 2784 nucleotides long. Its product is annotated as putative pentatricopeptide repeat-containing protein At1g56570. The record is from RefSeq and is a predicted model, not a curated record. Lineage: Eukaryota; Viridiplantae; Streptophyta; Magnoliopsida; Rosales; Rosaceae. Gene Ontology annotation, biological process: RNA modification. The coding region runs from base 39 to 2369 and encodes 776 amino acids. Gene Ontology annotation, molecular function: RNA binding; protein binding. The transcript is spliced from 2 exons.
CCAAAAAACCUCAUCAACUGCGCUACUCUCACUGGGCUAUGAGUCCCACCGUCAAACUGGGCUUUCCUCAACCUGCUCAUUCUCUGGUUCUGCCCACAUUAACUUCCAAAAACAAAACUCAAAAUUCAACUUUAACUCUAUCAUCUCCAACAACCCAGAAACCAAAUGGAACAUAUGGAAGCAAAUUUCCCAGUUCAAUUGGUAUUAAUGAAACUCAGCCAAAGUCUCAAAUUCAACCCUUAAUUGAUAUCCUACAUGGUUGUGAGGACAUGGGGUCUGUAAAACAAGCAAAGGCUGUUCAUGGGUUUGUGUUAAAAUCUGAGCUUUCGGACCGAAACUUGCUGGUAGUGUUAAAUCAUCUAGCUCAUGCCUAUUCGAAAUGCUCGGAUUUUGGCACAGCUCGUCGAGUGUUUGAUGAAAUGUCAUGUAGGAACAUAUUCUCUUGGACAGUCAUGAUUGUUGGGUCGACUGAAAGCGGCUUCUUUCUCGAUGGAUUUAAGUUCUUUUCCGAGAUGGUGAACAGUGGAAUUUUACCAGACAAGUUCGCCUAUUCCGCAAUUGUCCAGACAUGCAUUGGUUUAGAUUGUAUUGUAUUGGGCAAAAUGGUGCAUGCCCAGGUUUUUGUAAGAGGCUUUGCAUCUGAUACUUUUGUAAGUACAUCUCUCCUUAACAUGUAUGCAAAGUUCGGAAAGAUUGAGGAUUCAUGUAAGAUGUUUAAUACUAUGACAGAACAUAAUAAAGUCUCCUGGAAUGCAAUGAUUUCAGGGUUGACAUCAAAUGGUCUUCAUUUUGAAGCAUUUGAUCAUUUUCUAAGAAUGAAGAAAGAAGGAAUUACACCAAAUAUGUAUACACUCAUCAGUGUCUCAAAAGCAGUCGGGAAGUUAGGUGAUGUUAACAAGAGCAAAGUGGUUCACAGUUAUGCUUCUGAAUUGGGAAUGGAGUCUAGUGUUCAAGUGGGAACCGCUCUCAUUGGUAUGUACUCCAAAUGCAAGUCUUUGUCUGAUGCAAGAUCUGUUUUUGACUUGAAUUUCACCAGCUGUGGAGUCAAUCCACCAUGGAAUGCAAUGAUUUCUGGCUAUUCACAAUGUGGUCACAGCCAAAAAGCGAUGGAGCUCUUUGUGAAAAUGUGCCUGAAAAAUAUACAACCAGACAUUUACACUUACUGCAGUGUGUUCAAUGCAAUAGCAGAGUUAAAAUGUUUGCAAUUUGGAAAGCAAAUUCAUGGGAUGGUUUUAAAGUCGGGGAUAGAAAUGAAGGUUACAAGUGUCUCCAAUGCAAUUGCUGAUGCAUAUGCCAAAUGUGGGUUGCUGGAAGACGUACAGAAGGUCUUUGACAGGAUAGAAGAGAGAGAUUUAGUGUCUUGGACAACACUGGUGACUGCUUACUCUCAAGGUUCUGAAUGGGAGGAUGCACUGACAAUCUUCUCAAAAUUGAGGGAAGAAGGCUUUAUGCCGAAUCAGUUUACCUUUUCUAGUGUGCUUGUUGCAUGUGCCAGCCUUUGUUUACUUGAGUAUGGUCAACAAGUCCAUGGCCUCCUUUGCAAGGCUGGCUUGGACACUGAAAAGUGUAUAGAAAGUGCCCUAAUCGAUAUGUAUGCCAAAUGUGGUAAUAUAGCUGAGGCACAAGAGGUCUUUGAGAGGAUUUCUGAGCCAGAUACAAUUUCGUGGACUGCUAUUAUAUCAGGAUAUGCUCAACAUGGGCUUGUGGAGGAUGCCCUUGAACUCUUUAAGAGAAUGGAGCAGAUAGGUGCGAAGGCCAAUGAUGUUACCUUAUUGUGUGUUCUGUUUGCAUGCAGCCACCGUGGUAUGGUAGAAGAAGGUCUCUAUCAUUUUUAUGUAAUGGAAAAAUUGUACGGUGUGGUGCCAAAGAUGGAACAUUAUGCUUGUAUUGUUGAUCUCUUAGGUCGUGUGGGCCGUCUUAAUGAUGCAGUGGAGUUCAUAAAAAGGAUGCCAAUUGAGCCCAAUGAAAUGGUCUGGCAGACUUUGUUGGGAGCAUGUAGAGUACAUGAAAAUGUUGAGUUGGGGGAGAUUGUAGCUGAGAAGAUCCUUUCAGUUAGGCCAGAAUACUCAGCUACCUAUGUUCUUCUAUCCAACACUUAUAUCGGGACAGGGAGUUAUAAAGAUGGAAUUAGUUUGAGAGAUGUGAUGAAAGACCGAGGUGUGAAAAAGGAGCCAGGUUGUAGUUGGAUUUCUGUGAAAGGUAGAAUCCACAAAUUUUAUGCAGGGGAUCGACAACAUCCAGAAAAGCAUGAGAUAUAUGCGAAGUUAGAAGAACUGAGAGUGAAGCUUAAGUCCAUGGGUUACGUUCCAGACUUGAGUUAUGUAUUGCAAGAUGUGAAUUUGGUUGAAAAUAUGGGGAUUCCUGGAUAAGCUCACAUGAAAACAUUAAUUUUAUAAAUAUAUCCAAUAUUUCUGGUAUAUCUGUUCAAGUAGUGGAACAAAAUUUUUGUGAUCAAGAUAGAUAAAAGCUGCAGCAAAAAAGAGCAAAUGAAUCUUUGGAUGAUGAAAUUGAGGUGCCAUGUACAUUUAAUGAUUUUUUUCCACCUGCUCAGCUCCUCUUUCAGGCUUGGGAGAAGAGCGUCCAGGGUGCAUACAGGCUACAGAUGUAAAACCCAUAAAAUUUCUGUUGAAUGAUCCAAUGAUAUGGUGUUGGGGUUAACAACUGACCAUGAGGGCUGUACAGCUUGGGCAUUUUUGGAGUUGUGGGCUCCUGAACAUAUUCCAAAAUAAUCCAUGCUGAUGUAUAAUAGAAUGUUGAUAUCAUUGUGCAAGUGAUUAUGGUGGA